Messenger RNA from Anthonomus grandis grandis, 1442 nucleotides. RefSeq lists its product as uncharacterized. Gene Ontology annotation, molecular function: cysteine-type endopeptidase activity. Gene Ontology annotation, cellular component: lysosome. NCBI's taxonomy places the organism in Eukaryota, Metazoa, Arthropoda, Insecta, Coleoptera, Curculionidae. Bases 57 to 1097 code for a protein of 346 amino acids. The transcript is spliced from 4 exons. The record is from RefSeq and is a predicted model, not a curated record. Gene Ontology annotation, biological process: immune response.
AUUUAUUUUAAAACAAUUCGUUUUUAAAUUAUUUAGUAAAAUAAAACUGCGACAAAAUGUAUGUAUUGGUUUUGACAUUAAUCGUAAUAUUAUCUUUAUCUAACGCCCAUUUAACUUGGUACGAAGUAUUUCCUGGGGAACAUUAUUGGAGAAAUUUUAAAGAGCAACAUAACAAACGCUAUGAUUCAAUUGAAGAAGAGAACUACCGAUUUUUAGUAUUUAAAAAGAAUUUGCAAAUUGUAUCGGAUCAUAAUGAAUUAUACAAAAAAGGUUUGGUGACGUACCAUAUGAAAAUAAAUAAGUUCGGUGACCUCACAGAUGAAGAGUUUCUAAACAACAUUCUCUUACCAGAUAUUCAACACGAACAUACUUUACGUUUUAACGAGCAAAAUAAAUUUCUUCCUCAUGAUGAAGGAGACUCAAGAUUACCAGAAAAUGUUGACUGGAGGGUCAAAAAAGCGGUAACUAAAGUAAAAGAUCAAAAGAACUGUGCGGCCUGUUACGCUUUUUCAUCGGUAGCAGCUUUAGAAUCACAACACUUUCUUAAAACAGGCCACCUAAUUACUCUAAGCGAACAACAAAUUAUCGACUGUACAUUCCGAAAAAGGGGAUUCUAUAAUAGAGGCUGUAAUGGUGGCAAUAUCAAUAAUACUUAUAAGUACAUAAUAUCAAAUGGCGGAAUAGACAAUGACCAUUAUUAUCCAUACAUCCAUGCGAGACAUAAUAGAUGCCUUUAUCUACCAAAAGCAGUUGGAGCUACUAUGCAGCACUUUGAAAAAACGAGACAAUUUAACGAAACUGACCUUAAAGCAGCCGUUGCCAAGAUUGGCCCUGUAAGUGUAAUGAUAGAUGCCGCAGGUAUCAGGUUUUAUUCAGGGGGAUUAUUUAAUAAUCCUAAAUGUGGUAAAAAGCCUAAUCAUUCGUUAUUAGUAGUUGGGUAUGGAACGUAUAGUAAAUAUGAUUAUUGGCUGUUAAAAAAUUCUUGGGGACUGGAUUGGGGUGAGGAUGGCUACAUUUUGAUGAGCAGAAAUAAAGGGAACCAAUGUGGAAUUGCUUCUGAAGCCUAUUAUCCAUUAGUAACUAAUACCAAUAACUGAACAAAUGUAAUGUUUCUAUUCGGACCUUGAUAUAGUUAUGUAGAAUUAAUAAAGCUCUGUAAAGCUAAUACAAAUAUAUGUAUAUAUAUAUAUAUAUUACCUUUUGUAAUAAAAUCAACUAUCAAAUUUAAUAGCAUUUCCUUUAAUGUUCUCUAUCUAUUUAAUCAUGUUUGUGUAAAAAAAAUAAUUUUGAAGAUAGUAUAAUUUAAUUAAUAUAGUAAUGAUUGUUUAUUUAGGUUGUCAAUAUUUUUACAUUAAAUUCCCUUUUUUGUAUGUUUUUAUAUUAUGAAGGGAAUUAUUUAAAAUGUAUGUAAAUUUCUUAAGUAUUUUUGUUAUUAAUAAUUA